Messenger RNA from Clavispora lusitaniae ATCC 42720, 1134 nucleotides. RefSeq names its product Kis1p (gene KIS1). The record is from RefSeq and is a predicted model, not a curated record. Gene Ontology annotation, cellular component: nucleotide-activated protein kinase complex; cytoplasm; nucleus. NCBI's taxonomy places the organism in Eukaryota, Fungi, Ascomycota, Pichiomycetes, Serinales, Metschnikowiaceae. Gene Ontology annotation, molecular function: protein kinase binding. Gene Ontology annotation, biological process: signal transduction.
AUGUCCGACCAAAAUGACAUUUCUAUGGUCGACGUUUCCAACGCGCUCGAUAGCAUAGAGCUGGAAACGGCGCCGCCAAGAAGAAAGUCAACCCUCAUUUUAACUGACGAAGUGGACUCUCUUACAGGAUCUAACAGUCAAGUCUCUGAAAGUCUGCAACACCAGGCACAGCCAAGUGUUCAAACAGCAUCAAACGCCCAGAAUGCUCCUGCUGCUCAGAAUACCCACAACUCUCAAAGUGCACAAGACGCUAAAAAUACCCAAAAUACCCAAAAUGAACAGAAUAUGCCAAAUCCACCUCCAGAGGCUGCCAUUCCAGUUCCGGUCGACAUCAAGUGGGUCCAGGGUGGACAAAAGGUUUAUGUCACUGGAUCCUUCACUGGCUGGCGGAAGAUGAUUGGGUUGCAGCAGCAGCCGGAUGACAAGUCAUUUAUGGUAACCUUAGGUUUGCCUGUCGGUACGCAUAGAUUCCGCUUUGUGGUGGAUAACGAGUUGCGGUUUUCUGAUUUCUUGCCUACUGCAACUGAUCAAAUGGGUAACUUUGUGAACUACAUUGAAGUAACCCCCGAACACGUGCAAAUGCAUUUGAAGCACCAGAAAGAAUUAGAAGAUGAGCAGCACCAGCUUGAGGAGCAAGAGAAACAGCGAUCACAAGCACAGUCGCGUACUCGUCUGCCUUCCAUAAAUAGGGGCCGCCUGGAUUCAAUUUUUGGUUUCAUUAAUGACGAUGACGAUAUGGGUAAUGGAUAUCUGAGAUAUCAUGAUGGUGACGUGGAUACAGUGCCAUCGCGGUCGUUAAAUUACAUCUCGGACAUUCCUCCUAUUUUCGUCGACCCAAAAGUUAUGGAACAAUAUUAUCUUGCUAUUGACGAACAGGCAAAGCAGAAAAAUGCCCCCCAGCAGGCAUGGUUACAUCCACCUCAAUUGCCACCGCAUUUAGAGAACGUGAUCUUGAAUAACUACAACACCCAAGACAAGGACAACAAUUCGGGCGCAUUACCAAUCCCAAAUCAUGUUGUGCUCAAUCAUUUGGCAACAACAAGCAUCAAACACAACACUUUGGCUGUCGCUUCCAUUGUACGCUACAAACGGAAAUACGUAACUCAAGUGUUGUAUGCGCCGUUGCAACUGUGA